GUGAAUAAAUUGCCGCUCUGUUCAAGUUGGAUCAGAAAAAUACAAAUUUUCAACAUGGCAACUAAGCAGUGGCUGCAACUACUACAAGAUGCUAAAAAGACGGCUAUUAUUCAAGAUGGCAAACGGAAAGUUCAUUUUCUAAUGGAAGAUGGUAAAGAAAUGGUAGAAGAAUAUAGCGUUGAUACAAAUGUUGUGAUAAAAAGAGCAUGGAAACAGAAAGGUAAAUUAGGACAAGACAUUGGCUGGGAGAUUGAAGUUGGAGAUCCAGAGCCAAACCGAAUAGAUAAUCUUGAGAUUGUAGGCAUCAGGGAAAGUUCAAGUGCUCCAAUUGUUACAAGACGAAUCACCAAAACUGCUUUAGAGUGGAGGAUAAGAAAUUUACCAUACCCUAAAGAUGUAUAUUCAGUUACUACAGAAGAUGAUGGAACAAUAACUGUUCGUACUAGUAACAAAAAGUAUUUUAAGAAAAUAAAUAUACCUGAUUUGGAAAGAGUAGGCUUAAAGCCAGAGCAAGAUAGGAUAUCAUUUAACUAUCAGUACAACACAUUAAUAAUUACAUAUAAAAAACCACCAAAACUUAUUGAAAUGGAAAAGAAAAUUUUUGACAUGAUAUCAAAAUUGAAAAUAGCGAAGGAUGGAGAUGUGCAAUGCCCUACAAGUUAACAAAUAUUAGAUUUUAGAUGUAGUCUAUUUGACUAAAUAAUAAUAUUUUGUACGAGAAUUGACGUGAUUUACAAUGACGGUACGAUAUUUUACAAAUCGUUUAUUUUUUUAGUUAUUCUUGUCUGCAAAAAUGUAAUUUAUGAUUUAUUUACAUACUCAUCAGAUUGCUGUUCAAUGAAUUCAUUUUUGUACUACGUAUACUUAAUAUCCACGUACAGUUUUAUUUAAAAAUUGUAAAUAAAACAAUCAAUUUUUCACACAUUUGAACAGCCCUUCGAAAAACU
This is a messenger RNA of Phymastichus coffea, 947 nucleotides long. Its product is annotated as protein DPCD. The record is from RefSeq and is a predicted model, not a curated record. NCBI's taxonomy places the organism in Eukaryota, Metazoa, Arthropoda, Insecta, Hymenoptera, Eulophidae. Bases 55 to 663 code for a protein of 202 amino acids. The transcript has 4 exons.